Molecule: messenger RNA, 1872 nt
Organism: Capronia epimyces CBS 606.96
Lineage: Eukaryota; Fungi; Ascomycota; Eurotiomycetes; Chaetothyriales; Herpotrichiellaceae
Exons: 2
Coding region: 1-1872 (623 amino acids)
Biological process (GO): regulation of DNA-templated transcription
Molecular function (GO): zinc ion binding; DNA-binding transcription factor activity, RNA polymerase II-specific
Source: RefSeq, a predicted model, not a curated record
AUGAGCGCAAUGACACAGACCUUAUUGAUGGAAGACUCCCCCCAGUCCUCCGUGCCAGAGAAGCCAAAACGAACUCGCAAGACUCAUAACAAGGUCAGGUCAGGAUGCUUGACUUGCAAAAUCCGAAGAAAGAAAUGCGAUGAAGAAAAGCCCUUCUGCCGUCGAUGUACCAGCACCGGCCGUAAAUGCGAUGGCUACCCUACGCCGUCCCCGACGAAUUCUUCAGAAAAGUCGCCACCUACCGCAGCCGAACCCGCCUCCAAACGUCUCAAGACCACUCCCGAUGGGCAAUUUAUCGUUCGUGCAGUCACCGAGCCAAGUCUGAGUGCAGAUGUGGACCAGGAACUUGCCGCUCUCAUCAGACCGCCCUCGAAUGUCAUGUUCCAAACAGACAACGACUUCUUUUGCUUCGACUUCUUCCGAACCCGCACAGGCCCUGAGUUUGCAGCUUACUUUGACAGCUCCAUCUGGCGUUCCUGUCUCGUUCGGGCCUGUUUUCGGCAUCCUACCGUCAUGGCCGCCGCGGCAGCCGUUGGUGCUGUUCACCGAAGAUUCGAGCUGGGCAUCUCUCGAGAAGCGUUCGAGUACUGUGACCUCUCGAAUGAAAUGUAUCAGGGCGCACUGAAACGACUGUCGGACGAUUUGGCCGCUGGAAACCCCAAUGCCGCCGAAAUCAACAUGCUUACCAUGAAGCUGUUCAGCGUGUUCGAGACGUUCCAAGGGAACGAGGACCUCGCACAAAUGCACCUGGUGGCAGGGCUCAAGGCACUGCUGAAGCGAAACAUGCGUACUACCUACAGGGACACGCAGUACCGGUCGGUGGACAUAUCCUACGACAGCCUCCGGCGACUGUUCCUGAAGCUGGAACUCGAAUCGGUGCGGUCCUUUCAUGGUCCGGCCAAGAUCCUCAGCGAGCCUGAAGAAGCCGUGCCUCUUGCAGUUUCGGACCCGUCGCUCCCAGAUGGUAUCUUUUUCCUGCCCGACCCCGAUCCAUAUCCGAUUCCGCACGCGUUUACAUCCCUCACACAAGCACGCGAUGUGCUCUUCACCGAAGCCACGUGGAUCUGGCACACCUGGGGACUCCUGGAACAGGGCAUUUUGUCCGGGAGUGGCUUCAGUCGCCACCAGGUCCACAUCUCGCGGCUGUUGCAGUGGUCAAUGGCGUAUGCCGAAUACUGCAAGCACGAGACGGCGCAACGCCAACCGCACGACCAACCAGCGGCGCAGCUGCUGCGAGUGUACCGCGAGACGGCGUACCUGAUCCUUCUGACGCAGAUGGCCUUCCACUCGCCCGAGACGGGCGCGGUGAUCAUUCCUCUUUGCGACCCUCCCGAGCUAUGCAGCUGCCAUCGAUCGUGCCGGACGUACGCGGAGCGCAAGGAAGCACUCAACGCGCAUUUCGCCCGGCUCCUGGUGCUGAGCGAGAGCGUGCUCAACCGCGGCUCCUUGUUCGCCUACAACGAGCACUCGCUCAGCAUGGACAGCGGCAUCGGCCCGCCCCUGUACCUGGGCGCGCCGCAGCAGCCGCAUUGUCGGUCCACGAAAGUGCGGCACCAAGUGACGUCGCUGUUGGACGCGAGCGAGAUCCAGACCCGUGUCUGGGACACGCUGGGCGUGUACUCGAUCGCCGAGAAGAUGUCGGCUAUCGAAGAGCACGCUGUCGUGCAGUGCGGCGCCGUGUCGGCCGACCUGGAGCCCAAGUGGGUGGACGUGACGUUUUUCUUGGACGAGAGACGUCUGCUGCUGCGCUAUUGCACCCCGGAUCGAGAGGGCCGCGGUGGAAAGAUCAGAGGGACGGGGCUCGUUCCUUCCGACUACGGCAGCAGCGGGACGGGGGGGUUGAUUUGGACGCAGGAAUGGGCGUCUUUUUGA